ACCGUUCUUAUGAGAUCAGUCAGGAAUCUGUCUGUCACUCCUCUUCUCUUCAUAGAGCGGCAACGCACUGGCAGCUAUCGCGCGCAUCCGUGCCGGGAAAGACUGCGUUGAUACGAGCUUUCGCUCUUUAUAUUUAUCGCAUUUAGAGACGUGUGCAUUUUAUCUAGUAAUUCUCGUUGUUGUCAUUUAAGUAUAUUUGUCGCGUUAAAUAAUAAAAAAAAAAUUGCUAAAGUGCAAACCACACCUGUUUAUAUCGGUCUUCAAGGUGUGCUUUUAUUUGUGAUGCUCAUAUUCUGAUAGUUUAAUGCGCUAUUUGGUCAACUGGUGUAUAGUGUUUAUAUGUAUAUUAAUAGUCCUAUGAAAGUUGGGGUUAAUUGGAGGCUCACCUCAUAACUUUCUCAUAUAGGCGGGUAGUUUAAGAAUAAUUAAAAUUUUAAUGUCAGUAGCAGAAUAGGAAAAACUCAGGUUUUUUAGUCAUUCAGGUGUAACUUGACCUUUUAAUAAAUUGGUUUUAAUUUAAAGACAACUUUUACAUUUGCGACGUAAAGACACUCAUUAGACAUGGUGAUUAACAUUGUCGUGGAGUUUUUCUUGGUCAUGUUGAAAGUUUUCUGGGCCAUCGUGAUGGCCGGACUCAAGUGGCUCAUACGGCCGAAAGAGAAGAGCGUAGUGGGACAGGUGUGCGUGAUCACCGGGGCGGGCGGCGGACUCGGGCGGCUCUUUGCGAAGGAGUUCGCCCGGCGCCGGGCUACACUGGUGCUGUGGGACAUCAACAGCCAGAGCAACGAGGAGACAGCGGAGAUGGUGCGACAGAUCUACAGAGAGGAAGACACACCGAUGUCAAAAGAGGGAACUGUUAGCGGAGUGGAAGAGGUCCCUCCUUUUCAGCCACAGGUGUACACAUAUGUGCUUGAUGUAGGCAAGAGGGAGAGUGUGUACUCCACAGCGGAGAAAGUGCGAAGGGAAGUCGGUGAAGUGAACUUGUUGAUCAACAAUGCUGGUGUUGUGUCCGGCCACCAUCUGCUUGAGUGCCCUGAUGAGCUGAUCGAGCGAACGAUGGUGGUGAACUGCCAUGCACACUUCUGGACCACCAAGGCAUUUCUUCCCAAGAUGCUAGAGAUGAACCAUGGCCACAUUGUGACAGUUGCCAGUUCGCUGGGCUUAUUCAGCACAGCUGGUGUGGAGGAUUACUGCGCUAGCAAGUUCGGUGCCAUUGGCUUCCACGAGUCGCUUAGUCACGAAAUAAAGGCUUCGGAGAAGGAUGGUAUCCAGAUGACACUGGUGUGUCCUUACCUGGUGGACACGGGCAUGUUCAGAGGUUGUAGAAUAAGGAAAGAGAUCGAGCCCUUUCUACCUCCAUUGAAGCCAGAGUUCUGUGUGAAACAGGCUAUGAGGGCCAUCCUGACGGACCAGCCCAUGAUCUGCACACCUCGCAUUGUAUACAUGGUCAACUUUAUGAAAAGCAUUUUGCCCUUCGAAGCGAUUGUGUGCAUGUACCGGUUCCUGGGGGCAGAUAAGUGCAUGUACCCCUUCCUGGCUCAGAGGAAGGAGGCAAUGAACAACAACGAGGCCAAGGAUGGGAUCUAGAGGGUGCUGUUUCCAAUUUCCACAUGGGGCAUAUUUCUAACCCACAAGAGGAUAAGACCACUGAGAGGGAAGACGGAAGAGAAAAAGACUGAGUUUAGACUGGUGCACUUGCAUUCGGCAGAUGCAAAGGUUUACCAUAUUGUUCCUCUGGAACAAAGAAAGCUGUGUACUACACUAAGAUUUUUUAUUUUUUUUAAUGGUUUGUUUAAAGAAACCAUCCAUCUAUAUACUGUAUCAAUAGUUUUUAAAUCAUACAUGAGAUAUUCAGUAAUUAACUAUUUACGUAAUGUAGUCACCAGCAUUAUCUAGUGUCUUUGUGAAACUAUACAGUAUGUUACUGUACGAACAGUAAAAUCUUGUCACUUUUUUGUUUUGUGUGUAGACAUGCACUGUAUUUACUUUACACUGCCAAUAUUAUCAAAACCGUUCAAUGUGGUGCUGCGCCAAUCCAAUCUCCAAUCCAGUUGAAGGCAGCAAUAGCAGAUUAUAUAUCUGAAAGGACCCAUUGAUAAACCAUUAUAUGAUGUUAAUUUGAAGUCUAGCCAUUCAAAAAGCUUCAAAAUAUGCCAAAUUCAGCUGACACAAACAGUUGUUCACAUUGUUUUUCUCUUUGUUUACUGAGUGUAAAACACUUUUUUUUUUGGUGGGGCAUUUUGAAAAAGGAAAACCAAACCAUCUAAAUCAACCUUGUCCUGUUCAGCAAUAUCUACAGACAGAUUUGUGGUAUUCGUGUAUAUGAAAGCACAAAAGACUGUGAAUCUUUGUCUGUAUGGAUUUCUUGAGUACUAUGGUUAAUAAUAUUUGACUAAACACUACAUUUAGUUAAAGUUAUCCAUUUUGAUUUAUUCAUUAACAACAACUUUUAGUUGUAAAACUGACAAAUUACCCACAUUUCUUUCUUAAUUUGUUUUUUGAAGGGAAUUCAUCAUGCAACAUCUGAAAAUGGUUUAGAAAUGGGAACAACUCAUGUAAAUCACUAGUGAAACAUCCAUCACAAUUGGAAAAUUAUGUAUUUUUGAUAGUGUCAGAUGUGCUCUCAAUGUACUCUCUCUUUGUCCUGUUAAAAUGUUUAUCCAUUUUGUUGUUUGCAAACCUGGACCAUUGAAAUAGCUUUUCACAGAAAGAUAUUUGGAUAUUUUGAAUGUUUAGGGGGGGGGAAGGACAAAACACAAGUUUAAAGUACAUUCCAAUUCACUCCCUGACUGUGAUGAGCCUAAGAUCUCUACCUCUUCAUGUUUGCCAUUUGUUAACAGUAUGACAUAAAUACUCUUUUUGUAACUUUCCUGAAGAUUGCUCUAUAGAGGAACAAUGUUGUUCCAAUAUCUAGUGUCUCUACCUAACUUAAAUUAAUAAAAUUAU
Molecule: messenger RNA, 2946 nt
Organism: Xyrauchen texanus (razorback sucker)
Lineage: Eukaryota; Metazoa; Chordata; Actinopteri; Cypriniformes; Catostomidae
Product: retinol dehydrogenase 10-A
Exons: 6
Coding region: 562-1587 (341 amino acids)
Cellular component (GO): lipid droplet
Molecular function (GO): oxidoreductase activity, acting on the CH-OH group of donors, NAD or NADP as acceptor
Source: RefSeq, a predicted model, not a curated record